AGGUAUUUUGCUCAGGCGAUAUCCUCGGAUGCCUGGAUUUGACUUAACAAGGAGGAGCUUUGGGUCCUUCAAUCUCUCUUUCCGCCGUACCCGCCAUCUUGUGAGCGAACGGGGUAAUCGGGCAUCAUGACGAACACCAGAGGCAAGAGGAGGGGAACGCGGUAUAUGUUCAGCCGGCAAUUCCGCAAACAUGGACCCAUUCCUCUAUCCACCUACAUGCGCAUCUACAAGAAGAAUGACAUUGUUGAUAUCAAGGGCACAGGUACCAUUCAGAAAGGAAUGCCUCAUAAGUGCUACCACGGUAAGACUGGUAGAAUCUACAAUGUAACCCAACAUGCUGUCGGCGUCAUCGUCAACAAGCAGAUCAAGGGUAAGAUCCUGGCCAAGAAGAUCAACGUGCGCAUUGAGCAUGUGAAGCACUCUAAGAGCAGGGACAGCUUCCUGCAGCGCGUCAAGGCCAAUGAGAAGAAGAAGAUUGAUGCCAAGGAGAAGGGCACCUGGGUGGAACUCAAACGUCAGCCUGCCACGCCCCGUGAGGCUCACUUUGUCAGCACCAAGAACAACUCUCCUGUGCUGCUGGAGCCCAUCCCCUACGAGUUCAUGGCAUAAGCUGAGCCCAAUAAAGACGUUUGUACUCAG
Gadus chalcogrammus (walleye pollock) is the source of this 639-nucleotide messenger RNA. It is a transcript of the gene rpl21, whose product is annotated as ribosomal protein L21. Gene Ontology annotation, molecular function: structural constituent of ribosome. The coding region runs from base 127 to 609 and encodes 160 amino acids. The transcript has 6 exons. The record is from RefSeq and is a predicted model, not a curated record. NCBI's taxonomy places the organism in Eukaryota, Metazoa, Chordata, Actinopteri, Gadiformes, Gadidae. Gene Ontology annotation, biological process: translation. Gene Ontology annotation, cellular component: cytosolic large ribosomal subunit; ribosome.